Messenger RNA from Camelina sativa (false flax), 888 nucleotides. Its product is annotated as glutathione S-transferase T3-like. NCBI's taxonomy places the organism in Eukaryota, Viridiplantae, Streptophyta, Magnoliopsida, Brassicales, Brassicaceae. The record is from RefSeq and is a predicted model, not a curated record.
AUGGGUUCUAGUAACCGUUUCAAUUUUCCUCUGCCUACUUAUCUUGAUCUCUUGAAUUCUCAACAAGGCUCUACUACUCAUGAAAAUCCUCUUUUUCCUAAUUCCACACCACACCCUUCUCAGCCUGUCGAAUAUAUCCCCCAAUUCUCUUCUCAGCCUGUCCAUUUUAGCACCCCAUCUGUCACCGAAGAAUGUAUUGACCUUAGUGUCGAUGAGAAUGAAGAAGAAGGUGGUAGAGGACUUUGGACAAGGUGGAGUGCCCAGGAGGAUAUUAAUCUCAUAAGUGCCUGGUUAAAUACCAGUAAAGACCCAGUUGUUAGUACUUUGCAGAAGCUUGAUUGCUUCUGGAAAAGAGUUGCCGACUAUUUCCAAGCAAAUGCACCUGCAUCGAGUACAAAUACUAGAGAGCCGUCGCAAUGUAAGGCUAGGUGGAACAAGAUAAACCGCGACGUGAACAAGUUUGUUGGGUGUUACACACAAGCUAGUGCAAGAAAGAAGAGUGGAGAAUCUGAAGAUGAUGUGAUAUCUGUGGCUCAUCAGCUUUUCAAGAAUGACCAGAAAAAGCCAUUUACUCUAGGGCAUUGUUGGAGGGAACUCAAGCAUGAUCAGAAAUGGAACACUGAGGACUCAAGCACUAAAAGGACUAAGCUUGAUUUAGACGGAGCAUACUCACCCAGUUCAACAUAUGAUGGUGAUAAACAGAGGCCUCCGGGUGUUAAAGCUUCGAAGAAGAAAGGUAAGAAACCUGUAGUGAGUAAUGAUGUUGAGGAUGUUUCUGCGGCUAAGCUAGAUAAGAUUAUAGCCAUGAAGGAUAAAGAACAAGAGGCUAAAGAUAGGCAAGGCAGAAUGAGAUUGCUUGAGAGUUGUUCGGGUCCAGGCGACAUGUGA